Molecule: messenger RNA, 3102 nt
Organism: Crotalus tigris (Tiger rattlesnake)
Lineage: Eukaryota; Metazoa; Chordata; Lepidosauria; Squamata; Viperidae
Product: zinc finger protein 501-like
Exons: 2
Coding region: 445-2037 (530 amino acids)
Source: RefSeq, a predicted model, not a curated record
GGCCCCUCAGCUCCGCUACCUGGAUGCGGGGGGGGGCGAGGGGGGAGAAGACUUCAAGGGGAGCCCCUCGCCCCACCCCCUUGCCGAAGCGAAGCUUCGCUACUGCGCAGGCGCCAUGUGGCUCAUGGUUGGACGGAAGCAGGACGCCGAUUGGUCGCUUUGGGGAGGGCAGCGAUUGGCAGGAGGACUCCUCGGGGCGGUCCAUUCAAAGGAAAGAAGAGCUACCGGUAACAGGAAGAGACCUUGCAGUGAAGUCCCGCCUCCACUUCCGGAAACGAAUGGAAGGUAGGCGUCUAAUUGAUUCAUCCACGGGCGGGCUCGGAGCCAGGAGGACGGGCGAGCCCGGCGGAGGAAGGAAGGAAGGAAGGAAGGAGGCGCCGCCCGAGAGGAGAGGAGGCCCCGCGGAGCAGCCCCGGGAGGAGACGACGGGAAGGCCCGGCAGGGAUGAGCCGAGAGGGACUCCGGGAAAGGAGGCCGCCCGGAGGGAGAAGCGGGGAGCAGGAAACGGGCGGAGACCCCGAGACGGGCCAGGAGGGCGGAGGGUCCUUCAGAAGAGGCGGAAGACCCGGGAAUCCCCAGAGAAUCCAGGAGGGAAGAAAGAAAUAUGAAUGCGCAGAAUGUGGAAAAUCUUUCAAAACAAAUACAGGUCUUGUAAACCAUCUAAGAAUCUACACAGGAGAGAAACCUUUUAAAUGCCUGGAGUGUGGAAAGAGCUUCAGUCAGAAGAAAAGCCUUUCUAAUCAUCAAAGGGUUCACAAUAGAGAAAAAGAGUAUAAAUGCCUGGAGUGUGAAAAGAGCUUCAGUCAAAGGGGACACCUUUAUAGACAUCAAAGGAUCCACUCAGGAGAAAAAGCACAUAAAUGUCUGGAGUGUGGAAAGAGCUUCAAUGGGAGGAGAAACCUUUAUAAACAUCAAAGGGUCCACAUAGGAGAAAAACCGCAUAAAUGUCUGGAGUGUGGAAAGCACUUUAGUGUGAGGGGAAGCCUUUAUGUACAUCAAAGGAUCCACACUGGAGAGAAACCUUUUAAAUGCCUGGAGUGUGGAAAGAGCUUCAAUCAGAGUAGCCACCUUUGUACACAUCAAAGGAUCCACUCAGGAGAGAAACCGCAUAAAUGCCUGGAAUGUGGAAAGAGCUUCAGUCAGAGAAUCCACCUUUAUACACAUCAAAGGAUCCACUCAGGAGAGAAACCGCAUAAAUGCCUGGAGUGUGGAAAGAGCUUCAGUCAGAUCGGAAGCCUUUAUAAGCAUCAAAGGAUCCACUUAAGAGACAAACCAAAUAAAUGCCUGGAGUGUGGAAAGAGCUUCAGUCAGAGGGGAAGCCUUUAUACACAUCAAAGGAUCCACUUAGGAGACAAACAGAAUAAAUGCCUGGAGUGUGGAAAGAGUUCCAAUCACAGGAGCAACCUUUGUACACAUCAAAAGAUCCACUCAAGAAAAAAACCACAUAAAUGCCUGGAGUGUGGAAAGAGCUUCAGUGUGAGUGGAAGCCUUUAUAAACAUCAAAGGAUCCACUCAGGAGAGAAACCGCAUAAAUGCCUGGAAUGUGGAAAGAGCUUCAGACACAGGAGCUACCUUUAUAUACAUCAAAGAAUCCACUCAGGAGAAAAACCACAUAAAUGCCUGGAGUGUGGAAAACACUUCAAUGUGAGGGGAAGCCUUUAUGCACAUCAAAGGAUCCACUCAGGAGAGAAACCACAUAAAUGUCUGGAGUGUGGAAAGCACUUCAGUGUGAGGGGACACCUUUAUGUACAUCAAAGGAUCCACACAGGAGAAAAACCUUAUAAAUGCCUGGAGUGUGGAAAGAGUUUCAGGCAGAGCAGCACCCUUUAUGUACAUCAAAGAAUCCAUUCAGGAGAGAAACCGCAUAAAUGCCUGGAGUGUGGAAAGAGCUUCAAUCUGAGGGGAAACCUUCAUACACAUCAAAGAAUCCACUCAGGAGAGAAACUGCAUACAUGUCUGGUGUGUGGAAAGAGCUUCAGUCAGGGGGGACACCUUUAUAGACAUCAAAGAAUCCACACAAGCAGAGAAACCUUAUAAAUGCCAAUUUAGCUUGGAACCAUUGCAGUUACCUUUUUAAAAAAAUAACGGCUGCUAGCCAGCUCAAGCAUCUUCAGCUAGCAAAAGCAAAAACCGGAGCUGGCUCAGCACUUGUUUGGCCAUGUGGCCGUGGACAAAAAAACCCCCCAAACCCUGGCAACUUCUUGUAGCCCCGAACAGCCAAGGAAAGUCAGAGAGAUAAAAAUGGCCACCACUGCAUUAGUGAUUGAAACCAAGUCACAUGGCUAGACAGACCUUUUUUGGUCGCAAUUCUGAAUUUCUAAUGUACGUACCCUUCCUGAAUUAAUUUAAUUAAUUUGUUUUUGUGAAAAGUGGUUCAAUGAACUCUCGUACCUAGGGGUUUAUAAUUUUACAAAAAUUAUCACUUCGUUCUCACAAAUGACCGGGCAGCUUCACAAUUUUAUAGAGAUGCUGAACCAUGCCCACUUAUCUCUUCCCCCUCCUUUCCGCUAUUUAAAACUAGGCUGUUUUCCUUACACCAGUUCACCAACCCCUCAACCUCCUUAUAAUAAGCUCCCUCAUUGUCAUCCUGAAUAAGGAACGCUACUGUUUUAUCAUCUGCGAACCUCACAAUGUGGUAAACCUAGCACAACAGUCGUGAGUCAACUGGGUGAACAACAGCGGACUUCGGACGCAGCCUUGAGGAGAACCUGUGCUUAAGAAAAUCGUAUUAGGGGUAUUUGUUCCAAUUUGCACAUAUUGCAGCCUUUGGUAAGAAAAUCAAGAAUCCAGUUAAACAAAGAGCGUUUAACCUUAAAAGGCCCAGUUUGUCUACUAGAUGCUGGGGAAUGAUUGUGUUAAAUGCCAAACUGAAACUCUGUGGUUGAAAUUGUACCUUUGUAACAGCCUCAUUUGACUCUUGACACUUUUUCCCGUGUCAACAUUCUCCUUUUCAUGCAAUGCACAUUUCAAUGGUUAUGCUUAAUAUUAUGGGAUGUUACUGUCCAUGUCUCUGGCGUAACUGAGCAGGGUGAUUUCUUUCAUCCAAUGAAGUCUUGUUUUGUACUUUUUCUACUAUAAGGCGUAUAAAAUGAAACCCGAUUC